Molecule: messenger RNA, 3204 nt
Organism: Aspergillus thermomutatus
Lineage: Eukaryota; Fungi; Ascomycota; Eurotiomycetes; Eurotiales; Aspergillaceae
Exons: 5
Coding region: 1-3204 (1067 amino acids)
Biological process (GO): endosomal transport; endocytosis; actin filament organization
Cellular component (GO): cytoplasm; plasma membrane
Molecular function (GO): calcium ion binding; protein binding
Source: RefSeq, a predicted model, not a curated record
AUGAGACUCCGCGAGAGUAUCCGGCCACCUGAGCGCUUCAACUCUGAGCUAGUCAUUACACCAUCAUCAAAGAGGACUUUACGCGAACCUAGAAAUCUGAGAACCCCUCGUUUUAUCGAUUACAACCCAAACCUACCUCCUGCUGCAUUUCCCACGCUUGACCCGGCCAACCUCUCCCAAUUGAGGACUGGUGAACAGGAUCCGGCGAAAGUUGAGCCCAAUGGCGUAACUAAAGCGGUGCAACGCGACAGCAGCUCGAUUGACCUUCACAGGAGCGAUGCGGAAGAUAAAGAGACAUGGGAGAAACUUGAAGAUAUCUCAAUCGAUUAUCUUGAGGAUCUCAUUGCGAGCAACGGGGAACUCAAUCCUAUCUAUGUCAGAAACAUGGAAAUCAUGGCAACCGCAGACGAAGAAUCGUCUUCUGAUAUGGACAUGGAAGAUAGCGAUCUUGACGAGCCGAUGACAGACAUAGAUGGCCGUCACGCAGAGUCCAUCAAAUUCAUUCGUGAUCCAGAAUGGUCUGACCUUUCUCCAAGAUUGCAAACAGAGAUCGCCAAUAACCUCAGCCAACACUACGGAUGGUCCACAGUCUAUAGCAGGCUUGGCUUGGAGGAGAAAGAACGCGAGGAGUUACAGGAGCUCAUCAGACACCGUGACCAUCAAGUUGCGAUGGAAGACUCGGCGCUGCAUGCGAUGAGGGCAAAACAACUCAGAGCGCUCCUCAGAAUCGAUAAUAGCUCGGCGAGUCGCAACAGGAUACCGCACAAGCUGGUCUUUCGCAAAAUUUCCCGCAAAACAACCCAAAGGCUCAGAGACAACAUAGAAACGGACUAUCUCUUGUGCGAAGUUGGGGAAGUCCUGAACGCCAGACGAUUCUUGCAAAAGCGUGGGAUCGAAAUACAUUAUGCCGGGGAAUGGAGUGGCAGUGUUGUGACCUGGCCGAGGGCUCAAAAUGGAUCUGAUUCCGGGAGAAGGGAGAGCCAAGGAGAUUCGAUGGUCACUGGGCCAGUGACUCCGUUGGGGGUUGGUUCGAUCACCGUAAACGACCAUAGACACGAUUUCGCUGAUUUUAGUAGGCCCAAUCCGGCUACUCCUCCCCAUCGCAUUAUUCGCACAACUGAAAAUAUUGAGGGAACUCUGGUACAGUACCAAGAAAGAGAUCUGCCUCCUCGCAGACUUUAUCAACGUGAACCAGGUACCCGACGACUGAUCGCCCGCUUAAAAAUUGGCCGGCCAAGAGCUAUGUUUCUUCAAGCAUGGGAGCAGUCUGUUCAUCCGCGAAGAUUGGUACGAUCGUAUCCACCUCUCGAUGUCUUCUAUAAGCCAUCAUCAACACCUCGAGAAUUUGACAUGGCAACUGGUACGGCAUUAACCUCGGUUGCAACUUCGAGUCACUCCGCUCUAGACGAUUUCACGCAGUCGCUACGCAAUGCCAUCGACGAGGAUUGGCAGCGAGGCUUACUUGAGCUCGACCGUACAUCUUUGAUUUCCUGUUGGACGAAAUUCCAGCGAGAGUUACAACAGGCCACAUUUGACCCAGACACGCGCGAGCUUGUGGAAACCUUGGACCCGGAUUUACACAUCGACCGUGAUUCAGAGCUUUCUGAGGCUGUACCAUGUAUCAACCAUACAGAUAUCCGCACCUCUUCACGGUCAAUAACACCUGGUAGAAUUAUGUCACCCAUGAGCGUUGAAUAUGUCCAAAGUGGAGAAGAUAGCUUGGCACCAUUCAGCGAAGCAAGAACUCCACGUACAAACUCUGUCUUCGAUAGCCCUGGGAGUAGCUGCUGGGAAACUUCUUCGGAUCGUGCAGCGGCAUACUCGCCCAUGACACCAAUGACCACCGCUACCAACACUUUCGAGAUGCUUGAAGACGAUCACAGCGAGAAAAGUGACGAUGACUGGGAGGAUGCAGAAGGCGAGGAAGAAGAGGACGAGAUGAUUUUGGUACCAGCCAUGGGACCAUACACUCGACUUCGCACUUCCGCCAUGUCAAAUAAGAAGAUCGAACAGUGGGAAAUUGAGCGGUAUUGGGAGAUCUUCUCCUCAUUGGCAAAUGGCCAUCCGCGUCUAAAUAGCUCCCAAGCGGCAUCGGUGCUCAGGAACAGUCGGCUUCGCGAUGAACAGCUUGAGAAAGUAUGGGAUUUGGCGGAUGUUGACGGCGAUGGAGAGCUGGACUUUGAGGAGUUUUGCGUUGCUAUGCGAUUAGUCUUCGACCUUGUCAAUGGGGAACUGCAAGAAGUCCCUCAAGUAUUGCCCGACUGGCUCGUCCCCGAGACCAAAGCCCACCUCGUCCAAGCCGGCCGUGCGCUGAGCGGUCGUCCAGAGCAUUUUGAGCGCAUAGAAGACGAAGACGAUACACCAGGCUUGAAGGACGGCUUCGACUGGUACAUGAAACCCUCCGACAGAUCUAAAUACGAAGAGAUCUAUUCCGCCAACCGUAACCACCGUGGCGAGAUCACAUUUGAAUCACUACAAGGCUUGUACGACUCCCUCGACGUCCCCGACACCGACGUCCGCUCCGCCUGGAACCUAGUCAACCCCUCUGCCUCCCCCGCAAUCAACAAAGACGCCACCCUCGCAUUCCUGCACAUCCUCAACUACCGGCACGAGGGCUUCCGCAUCCCCCGCACCAUCCCCGCCUCUCUCCGCGCCUCCUUCGAGAACAACAAGAUCGACUACCAAGUCGACAACGCCCGCCCCGCACAAAGGUGGGGUGCAGACGGGGACACGGAGACCUCAACAGGGCGCAAAUCCAAGUUCGGCGACACGUAUCUGAGCCGCUUGGGUGUGGGUGGGAAGGGCUCCUACACGCCCAAGGGCACGGACUUCAGCGACACAAUCCAGGACGAAGAAUGGGAGAAGGUGCGUCUGCGGCGCGAGCUCGCGGAGAUGGAGGCCAAGCUUGAUGCCGCCAACAAGGCCUCCGAAGGGCGCAGGGAUCGGCCCCGGAACGACGGCCGGCCUAACUGGGUUCUCAUUAAGAAGGAGGCGCUCCAGCUUUUGGAGUACAAAGAGCGUGAGCUCCGGGAGCUGAGAGAAGGCACGGGGAGAGCCAAGGAGGGUCAGGAUCUGGAGCGGUUACGGGAGGACAUUAGGACCGUCGGGGAGCAAGUUGACGGAUUGAAGAGCCAUCUCGCGCAGCGGAAAGAUGUCCUUGCUGAUUUAAGAAGUCAGAUUGAGGAGGAAAGGGUACGGCGGUAA